AUGAAAUACAAUAAACACAAGCCUACAACAGCUGUCAGUCAAUCAAAAUUGAACAAAAGUACAGUAAAUCUUUCUCAUUCGAACGAAAAUGCCAGUUUUUUUCGACGUUUACUUCAAUCAUUAUUUCAAAUUGAUCUUCAGAACGAUCGACUUUGCACAUGCCAAUCAUUGAAUCGAAACGGCAAUGCGUUCACCAAUGACAAUGAGAAUCAACAACUCUAUCCUCAUAUGAGCAAAGUCUAUGAUGGUGAUACAGAUCUACUUGAACAUGUACAUAUAAUCAUGUCGACAAUCAAACCCGAAUAUUCGAUUCGGGAACAAGACGAAUCGAUGGAACAACGACGUCAUCGACGCACAAGAGUUUCGAAACAACGUGCGAAAGUUCUAAUCACUGAAUAUUGUUCGCGUAAAAUCGUUGAUAAAAUAAAGAUCUCAGCAAAUAAACGAAAUUAUUCGUCGCUCUGUUUUUCUUUCAUUAAUCCUUUUAGAAUGUGCUAG
Messenger RNA from Adineta ricciae, 498 nucleotides. Lineage: Eukaryota; Metazoa; Rotifera; Eurotatoria; Adinetida; Adinetidae. The record is from the annotation of a GenBank genome assembly.